Messenger RNA from Neohortaea acidophila, 996 nucleotides. RefSeq names its product ankyrin repeat-containing domain protein. The transcript has a single exon. The record is from RefSeq and is a predicted model, not a curated record. Bases 58 to 672 code for a protein of 204 amino acids. Gene Ontology annotation, molecular function: protein binding. Lineage: Eukaryota; Fungi; Ascomycota; Dothideomycetes; Mycosphaerellales; Teratosphaeriaceae.
CACAAUUAAUCCAACCACUGAAAUACGGGAAUAACAUUUGGGCGACCAAUCGACAAGAUGCACGCCACAGACGGUCCGGCCCUGAAUGCGGACGAGAUCGAUGACUGCCUGUACCUCGCCAGAGUCAACGAAGAAGCCGAGUUGAACCAGUUUCUCGCCGAGCUUGCGCAGAAAUAUAAUUGCAAAGUUCAACACAUCGUGCUGGCUGCGAAAGACCCCGAGUCCGGGAACACGAUCCUGCAUUAUGUCUCGGCGAACGGAUUUCUCGACCUUCUGAAAGGACUGCUGGUGCAUCUGGAUCAGCAGACUGGGGAUAGCAACUCGGCCGACUCGACCAAGCCGCCAGUGCCGGGCGUCAACGCCGCCAACAAAGAAGGCAACACCCCGUUGCAUUGGGCCAGUCUGAAUGGACACUUGGACUCCGUGAAAUUGCUCGUGCAGUCCGGUGCUGACGUGUCUGUGCACAACGCAGCGGGACAUUCUGCAGCAUUCGAAGCGGAGCGCGCUGGGAAGGGCUUGGUUGUGGAGUACUUAAUGGAGGCUGGUGGGCUGGAGAUGGACUUGGGAGAUCUUGCGGAGACUGAAAAUGGAGAUGGGAAUGAUGAUGGGGCCGAGGAUGGACUGAAUGGUGGUGGUGAUGAGGAAGUGAAUGGACUGGCACCUUCUGACUGAGUCGGGGCCCAUCAUGAUUUGACUCGCGUGAUACGAGUUCCUGAAACGGAAUGCGUCCAAGCACUCGUGAGAUACAACAACGCACAGCGUACCGCGGCUCCGUCAAUACAGAUCGCCCCAGUGCGUCCAUCACUGCCGUCGGCUGGAGAUUGGCCGCUACGUCGUCCGUAUUCGGAACUUCGGCAAGCCUAAAGCUGGCGACGACAUCGUCCUGCAGACAGCAUUGACUGCGCUCACUGCUGGAAUAAUCUGCAAGGGGCUUGGAGGUAUCAGAAGCUCUGCUCAUGUGGAAAUAUCGUUGGUAUCGUAGCUCAAGUCUAUACG